This is a messenger RNA of Protopolystoma xenopodis, 486 nucleotides long. The record is from the annotation of a GenBank genome assembly. NCBI's taxonomy places the organism in Eukaryota, Metazoa, Platyhelminthes, Monogenea, Polystomatidea, Polystomatidae.
AUGCCCUGCAGCUGUACCAGUCUCUGCACGGCUGUGAUACCCUCCUCACGCCUCCUGCCCUGGGUCCCACUUGGACAGCACAUUCUUGGGCGUUAUGCCAUAAAAGUGACCAAUCAGAAUGCGUCACUGUUGCCUACAGAAUGUGACGACGCCACAGACUGUGUGAUGAUAUCGUGUUGGUGUGGCGUCCAGGGCCGCGCUUGUCUUUCCGCCACUCAACUCAGGCCCACUGAAGGCGGUCUUGUUGCCAGUUGGGGCCUCACUUCAAAAGAGCGUGAGGCAGCCUCUUCACUUGCCUUUGCCGAUAUGAUAGACACGUGGCCCAUGCGUUUGUACCGGCAUAACUCCCGCCCACCAGGCAGCGGGUGUCAGGCAGAAACAUCAAGUGCUCAACUGAGCACAACUUCUGCAAUUGGAGACCGUCUUGACCAGUGUCUGGGAAAAGGUCGAGAUCAGUCUUUGGCCCUGCCGGACUGGUCGUCAUGA